This is a messenger RNA of Mycena indigotica, 2151 nucleotides long. RefSeq lists its product as uncharacterized. The transcript has 7 exons. The record is from RefSeq and is a predicted model, not a curated record. Lineage: Eukaryota; Fungi; Basidiomycota; Agaricomycetes; Agaricales; Mycenaceae. Bases 1 to 2151 code for a protein of 716 amino acids.
AUGCAACACAUCGAACAAGAUCGGGCGCCAGCUGCAAGUGGCGACGCCUUACCGACGUAUGACGACUUAGCAGCGCAGGAAGGUCCUAAUUCCAGAUUCGGUCGUUGGCGAGGAUGGAUCGAAAAGAGAGCGGCGGAGCGGUAUCAAAGUAUCACGCCUGAAGAGAGAGAACGACGACGGGCGCGGGGUUGGGGAAAUGCUGAAAUGGAUGCCUUAGACCCAGAGCCGCCAACGCCCACGUCGGUCUCUGGACUUACUGUGCAGACAAACAAUCUUCGACUCUCCACAAUAUCGACCCUCUCAGAACCACCACCCGACUCCCCUCCGUUGCCUCCAAUACCUGCCGUGAGCACCCGUUUACGACCGACCCAUUUGAAGAUGAACCAGUUUGGUUCACGCUUCCUCCCACAUUCCACCGUGCCGAUUCGUUGUUUGCUCCCCCUUCAAGCUGAUCGCUUAUUGCUCAUCGGGCACGAAGAGGGUCUUUCGGUCUUGGACCUAUUUCCACAAGAUUGGACGGAAGGAGGAGGCAUUGAUCUCAAAGGUCCUGAAGACGCUCGCGUCUACCAUAUCUGGCAGGGGGAAAGCGUUUUCCAAAUGUCAAUUCUAGAGCUCGACAGCGCCAGCGGAGUCGUUCUCAUGCUAGUUGCCCCAGAAUCCGAAACACCCAUCGGAAAGGACAUGGAAGGUCACAGGACAGUCCGGAUGUACAACCUCGCAUCUCUCAUAAGUCUGGCAAAGUGGUCGGUGGCGAAUAAGGGAGCGACCCCUCUUCAACUGGGGAGUUUCACUGUUUCACAAACAACACCCAAGAAGCACAGACCAACAAGCAGCAUCGCCCGCGGUUUCAAGUCGCUCAUUCCUCCAAGCAACCAAGAUGCCUCUGCACCUACACAAUCAUAUCAGACUUUAUUAUCGCCCUCUUCGUCAAUCAGAGCGCGGACACCACCCACCCGCAAUGAUUCAGACGACUCGACCUGGGAGCUAGUAGACGACCUACCAUUACGAUGGGCUCGGGAUUUUGUUCCUCUUGCCGCCGCUGGCUCGCGACUGCUCAAUUUAUCCAUAUUGAGCUUUGCCUUGUGGAAGCGAGAAGAGGGAAACUUUGGGCAGUUUCUGGCGGUUGCAACCAAAGGCUGUAUACUACUGUACGAGACACCGAAGAACGAGCGAGCGUUUCGAUUCGUAAAGGAAUUCUACACACCUCUACAACCAAAAGUGAUUUCGUUCUUCCAGCAAACGGUGCAUGAAAUUGCACGGAGUCCGACAGAUGUCCAUGGCCGCCAUCGACGGAACGGAAGUAACGGCAAUAACGCUGCCAUCCGCGCGAGUGGUGGCCGUACUGCUUCAGUGUCCAGUCCACGGAUUACCAAUUACGGCGCCCAGCUCAGUAUUUUUGUUGUCUUUGAAAAGAAGGCUGGCUGGAUUCGUUUGGCGGACUCGGCGGUGGGCGAAAUGGAACUUGCAGACGAUGCAGCAUCGCCCCAUAAUGGCCAUUUGAGAGCUGUUUCAAUGGGCCCGACUGGUCGAAGGCGUUCUGCUCCCGAAUCUCAUGUUUACCACCACGGAUGGAUUCCUCCUGUGCGAGCCGAGUUGCCGUCAAGAAGCGUCUAUCUUCUUACCAGGGGGAUAACGACUCACAUCAUGCCUUGUCCGCUACCCGCCCAAGCAUCUACGGUCCAGCCACUUGGAUCCGUGACCUGGCACGACUCUCCCAGCCACGUAUCACCUCGCUUGGGCCCGCACUGCUUACAAUUAGUGGCAUUGGGCCAGGGCAGCGUUGAAGUGCAAGAGGUACCAUUAUCGAUCUUGGGCGGGGAUGCAUCUGGGAAAGGGAAGGGCAAAGCAUCCGAGCCUGUUGUUCUCCGUGCGGAAGAAGACGCUGGCGGAGAGACCGGGUUUCUGUCCAUUGGCGGGCAUUGGGACGACGCGCGCACGACGAAUUUGCAGAGGACAUAUUCGACUGCGAGCGAUGCUUCUUUCCAGAGCGUGGAUACUGACGAGAUGGUGGACAAGCUACGGAGAGAGCAGGGCGUGUAUGGGUGGUGUAGAAAGGGGCUGUCAGACUGGAGGGUGUUCUGGCUGGGAGGUGGGUUCGUUGAUGAGCCUGAGGAUUCAGAGGAAGGGAAUGAUAUUGAUAUGCGAACCUAA